Blastomyces dermatitidis ER-3 is the source of this 1303-nucleotide messenger RNA. Its product is annotated as CMGC/CDK/CDK5 protein kinase. The coding region runs from base 1 to 1293 and encodes 430 amino acids. Gene Ontology annotation, biological process: protein phosphorylation. Gene Ontology annotation, molecular function: cyclin-dependent protein serine/threonine kinase activity; ATP binding. The record is from RefSeq and is a predicted model, not a curated record. Gene Ontology annotation, cellular component: cytoplasm; nucleus. The transcript is spliced from 3 exons. NCBI's taxonomy places the organism in Eukaryota, Fungi, Ascomycota, Eurotiomycetes, Onygenales, Ajellomycetaceae.
AUGGACCGCCCCAGCCCCACACACCCCCAACCUGCUCACCAUUCUUCUACAACCGCUGCCGCCGCCGCCCCCGCUGCUGCGGCCAAUACUACCGCUGCCGCUGUUACAGCUGCGACGACGGCCUCUUACUUAAAUAUUGCUUCCUCGCUCGUAUCCCCCGGCACGUAUCUCGCAAACCAGCGACCCGUGCCACAUCCAACCUACAGGCCUUCACCAGCGCGAGCAGCACCCGGUACAAUGGACAAACGACAACCACCCAACUCCUUUCAGCAGCUUGAGAAACUUGGCGAAGGAACUUAUGCUACCGUUCCUACCUCUCCAAUCACGACCCUUGCUAAAUAUGAUACUCGCGAACAGGUCUUCAAAGGGCGCAACCGCCAGACCGGUGAGUUGGUCGCGCUGAAGGAAAUCCACCUAGACUCCGAAGAAGGCACUCCAUCCACCGCCAUCCGAGAAAUAUCACUCAUGAAGGAACUAAAGCAUGAGAACAUCGUCUCCCUCUACGACGUUAUCCACACCGAGAACAAACUCAUGCUCGUCUUCGAGUUCAUGGACAAGGAUCUCAAGCGCUACAUGGACUCGCGCGGCGACCGCGGCCAACUCGACUACGUCACCAUCAAAUCCUUCAUGCAGCAGCUGCUGCGCGGCAUCGCCUUCUGCCAUGAAAACAGAGUCCUCCACCGCGAUCUCAAACCGCAGAACCUCCUCAUCAACACCAAGGGCCAGCUAAAGUUGGGCGAUUUUGGCCUCGCCCGCGCCUUCGGAAUACCCGUAAACACCUUCUCCAACGAAGUCGUCACCCUCUGGUACCGCGCCCCGGACGUCCUCCUGGGCAGCAGGACCUACAACACCAGCAUCGACAUCUGGUCUGCUGGCUGCAUCAUGGCAGAGAUGUAUACAGGGCGCCCUCUGUUCCCCGGCACGACAAAUGAGGACCAGCUUCAAAAGAUCUUCCGGCUAAUGGGCACUCCAUCCGAACGCUCCUGGCCCGGUAUCUCCCAGUUCCCCGAAUACAAACCCAACUUCCAAGUGUAUGCGACGCAGGAUCUCCGUCUGAUCCUACCACAGAUCGACCAGUUAGGAUUGGAUUUGUUGAAUCGCAUGUUGCAACUUCGUCCUGAAAUGCGCAUUAGCGCUGCUGAUGCGUUGCGCCAUCCCUGGUUUCAGGAUUUGAAUCAGUUGCAGGCUCAACAAGCUGCUGCACAGCAACAACAACAGCAACGACAACAGCAACAGCAGAUGUCGGCUAGUGGAUACGUGGCUCCGGGGCUUGGUUCGCAAGGUGGAUAUUGAGGGAUGGGUU